This is a messenger RNA of Penicillium samsonianum, 2457 nucleotides long. RefSeq lists its product as uncharacterized. Lineage: Eukaryota; Fungi; Ascomycota; Eurotiomycetes; Eurotiales; Aspergillaceae. Bases 1 to 2457 code for a protein of 818 amino acids. The record is from RefSeq and is a predicted model, not a curated record. The transcript has a single exon.
AUGUCAUUCGAUAAAAACAAUCGAGUCUCGCGAGACAGACAGCCGUCACCUUUCCGACGCGCCUCGAAAUUCGACCAUUACGAUAUACCCACGAAGCUCCCAUCACCCCCUCAAGAAGAUGGUCCACAUCCACGACACGCUAUUCGCCCAAGAUCUCUAGCCGAUGCGUAUCGAGACGCAUCAAAACACGCAAUGUCCGCCACAUACGACGAAGAAUACAACUUUGUGACAACACCAAGCCCGCGAUCAAAGCGGCAGCCGAUUAACGCGUUCUCACCAAUAUCUCAGACCUCCCCUCCUCCCAAAGAACUCGAAGAUGCAUAUAGGCGAAUUGAUGAAGAUGAUGCUCUAGCCGAUCUGGUGCGCGACUAUGACUGGGAGCCGCAGUACAGCGCACGCUCCGGAAGCCGAAGUCGGCCCCCAUCCUCCCGAGCAAAGGACACAAACAAUGGCAGAGGAUCUGCCAAUGGACGACCCUUCUCCGACGCUGAUUUUGGCGAUGAACUCGGCGACCAUCGAGCCCGCAAGACCAGGGACUACACUAAGGAUGAAGAGCGCCUAAAGCGCGUUACGGGCCAACGCUCGCCGGUCUUCAGCAGGGCUCAGGUUGGACGGGAUGCCUUGACGGCAGAUAAUUUGAGAAGACGAAUGGAACAUAAGACUGAGGCGGAUCAUAAUCAUCAUGAACCAGAGGCUGACAGGAACGGUGUUCCUUCGCCGAAUAUACCCACUGGUUGGGGUCAUCGCGCAGGUCACCGACAAGAAUGGGAGAGAAGGCCUACCCAACGUAGUGUCUCCGAAGAAGAAGAGGAAAAAGCGCGUCGACGCUGGUCGCCAACUAUCAGGGAAGAAACCCAACCGCCCAAGUCUACGCGUACCUCUCCUCGUUCUCCGGCGCGGAGCACACUUUCUGCUAGAAGUGCCCUUGAAGAACGCACCGCCAAUCCGCAUAUGCAGGCAACGCAGGAGGACUUUGGGGAAGCGCAGUCUGGGCCAAAGUUGACCUCACCCACCAGUGGCGGCGAGCCAAUCCCCAAUUCCCCUAUCACAGUGUUCAAAAACUCGUCGUUCGCGAGGCCCAGCCCAACCAAGCGCGACUCCCGGGAUCUACUACGCAAACUUUCCAGGACCGAAAAUCCCAAAAUUGAUAAUGUCCAAACUCCCCAGCCACUCAAACUGUUUGAAAGCAAAAUCUACGAUAAGACCCCUCGUGUAACUGGCGCGUGGAUCGAUACUCCUAUGACCCAGCGGGUGGCUGACAAGGUCGAGUUUCCCGAAGAUCUGACGAAAGACAUCAUUCCUCCACGUAUAACGAAGGAGGCCAAGGAAGUUGCACCGCCUACGAAACCAACGGAGGUCAAAUCUAAAGCCGAGGAACCGAAGCCUGCGCAGACUACCGAGAAAGAAGCCCUUCCUGAACCACUUCCUGGGAAGGAGUCAAGGGCCCCGUUGACGCGACCUCAUCUACCGAAAAGUGCCUUAGAGACGGUCAUUGAGGAUGCCAGCUCCGGCAAAGACCUCGAGUUCGGAGAUGAUACCAUCGAGUCCCUUCAAGCAUUUAUGGACGCCGGGCCAGGUGAACCCAAAAUCGAGGAAGAUGACGAAGCUUACGAAAAGGCCGUCCUGGCCCAGCUCCAACAUUCCAGUUCAAAGGGAAAUGACGUAGUCGACUUGGAUUCUUUGAAUGGCAAGCUCAACUCUCUAAUGAGACAUAUCGACGAAGUCAAGAAAGGGCUUGACGGCCUGGAAAAUCACGUUACAAGAGACACCGCAAUUGUAUCGCAAGCAAGCUCUUCAACCAAGAAGAACCCGCAGUCAUCACACUUGCACACAGGCGAAUCCUGCAAAGACUGUGGCACGCACUCUGAUGGACGAGUCUACGCCGCGCUACCUCUUCCUCGGCUGUGGAAGCGGAGCCCGCGAUCCCGACGCCUUCGCCCGACCAAACUCGGCUGGUUCAUCAUCAUCUCGCUCUCAUGGUAUAUCAUCGAAUGCCUGAUGUGGGACCAGUAUAGUCAUCCCGAGAUAUCCGAAAGCUGCGAAGGCUACUGCCUGCAGCCCGAUGCGCCUUUAUACCCAUGGGUAACUGUCACAAUGCUGUGGCGCUGGUCACAUCUGUCGACCGUUUUCACGCCAAUUUUCGCUAUCUGUGUUGCUUUCUCUCGGCUCGUGGCGCAAUUGAUGGGCAUUUCGGAUGGCUACGUGGAUGAUGCGCCGGAGCUUGGAAAUAUCAUUGGCGAAAUCCGAAUCAACGGAACGCCAGUUGCGUUCCCUUGGCUGUCUGCACCCACAGCUGAAAACAUUGUGCCCCAACCACAACAAGUCCACUAUACACAGCAGCCUGUGAAACCAGUGCAGCCUGUCUGGUCAGCUCGCCCCCCACCCCCGCCCCCGCAGAGGUGGGACAAUGACCAGCUGUCCGGGGAAGAUGCAAUGGACGGUGAUGAAUAUCUUUAG